This is a messenger RNA of Dunckerocampus dactyliophorus (ringed pipefish), 4314 nucleotides long. RefSeq names its product HPS3 biogenesis of lysosomal organelles complex 2 subunit 1 (gene hps3). Lineage: Eukaryota; Metazoa; Chordata; Actinopteri; Syngnathiformes; Syngnathidae. The coding region runs from base 225 to 3401 and encodes 1058 amino acids. Gene Ontology annotation, cellular component: cytoplasm. The transcript is spliced from 25 exons. Gene Ontology annotation, biological process: organelle organization. The record is from RefSeq and is a predicted model, not a curated record.
GAGGAUAAACAGAGAGUUACAACACUAAGCAGGUCGUAUAAAUACGUCUUGUGUUGAAUUUGUGCAAACGAGCUAGUGUGUGUGACGAGUGUAAGCAGAGAGAAGGUGGACAAUGAUCUGAGGUGUACUGGGUGUCCUGCAAAUGAGAAACUAGAAAGCAGAACUGAAAGGUCUAUAAAACUUUCCACCCCCUGUUUCAUCAGCGCUUACGACGUUGAUAAGACAUGGUGCACGUAUAUAACUGCCAUCCUUACGCCUCACAGCAGAUAGUACAGGUGGAGCAGGAGCCUGGGUUGGUCUGCUGUGGAGGCGGUGCCCUGUUUGUGGUCACAACUGGAGGAUGCAAGGUGGAAGCCUACAAUCUGGUGCAGGAAGGAUGCCCUCUGAUCUGUCGCUUUGCCACCAUGGGCACUGUGAGGAGUAUCCAGCACAGCAACAUAGGAGACUAUCUGGUCACCAUUGAGGAAAAGAGCAACGCCACCUACCUGAGAGCCUACACCAACUGGCGUUACCAGGCAGAGGAAAAGGCUCGUGUUGGGGUGCGCUUGUUAGGCCACCUGCUACGUGGGGCGUCUCAGAGGGGCAGAGUGCAAAUGGAGAUUAUUGAGAUUCCAUUAUCGGAGCGUCCUAUCUCUGUUGCAUGUUGCUCAGUCACAGGUGACCUCCUGGUUGGCUGUGACAAGACUCUGGUUCUGUUUACUUUGAGAAGACAGAACCAGCAGAACCUGCAGAACAUGCAGCACCAUUCACACACGCAGCCGAAUUCCAGUCAGAUUCCAGACCAAACCACAAAUCAACACUGCUCGUUUUUGGACUUUGAGCGCUCUGUCAUCUUGCAUUUACCAGGAACUAAACCUAAGCAGGUAGCACUGUGUGCAGGAUAUGUAGCUGUGCAAGCUGACCUGGAGGUGCUGGUUUUGAAACUGGAUACAAAUCCUGAAGCCCAAGACCUGAAGGGGGAGUCGGAGGCACCAAAAAAUGACCAAGAUGAGGACCAGGCUGACUUCCUUCUUCUUCCAAGACACCAGGAGUUGCUCGGUGAGCGAGCUAAAGACUGUGAUGUCCCUGUCAGCAUUGAGAAAACCGGGUUGGAGGACAGAGCGCAAACCUCCUUCUCAUAUGUUCUCUUUAGGCGUUUUACUCCAGAUUACUUUCAGGGUUGCAGUGUGGAGGAGACACACCUUCACUCCCUCAAACUUCACCCACUAUUCACAACUGGUCAGUCUUCAGUAGAAGAACCAACUUGCGUGUUCUGCUUCUUCUCCCUUCCCACUGCGGGUUACCUGUACAGUCUGAAAGGCGGAGUUGAGCUUCUCUCAGCCUAUCAGUACCCAGAGAAGGUCUUGCAGGCAGUGCUAACAGACCACCUGUUACAUGUCAUCACCAAGAGUGCGCUUCAGUGCUUUACAGUGCGUUGUGCAGCAGUAGCAGCCAGGUUUGAGGACCCCUACAUCGAUACCACCAUGAGGGCCUGUCCACCCUGCAGCCUUGAAGUUUGCGCCCUCAGGAUGCAGCUGUUUAUUGGCCUGCGUUCAGUAUGUGCUUACGGCCGUCACGUUAUCCUGCUCUCAACUGCUGACAUGGAAACACCAGAGGAGACUGAACGCAGCACACAGCGCCGAGGCCUCAUGUUGAAAGAACACACCAUGCUGACUGGUAUUUUCCUGGCGGUGGGAAUUGAUCCCACCACCACGCCAGGUCUGGAGAGCCUUCUAUCACAUCCCUUCCUGAGCAAGAAGUGGACGAUGUCUGCUCCUAAAGAGACCAUCCCUGUAGGUCAUGGAUGGAACCUUUACGUGGUUGAAACGGUCUCUCCACUCACUCUCUACCAAGAGAUGGUUGACUACAGCCAGCAUUAUGCUCAGACCAACCUGCAGGCCCAAAGUCUUUGGCAUCUCCUCAGUGAAGCUCACCUCCUCCUCCGUGCCUCCUUGCUUCAGUCUUCACAACAGCAGCAUCCCAGCAAUGGUGACCCUCCACAGAGCCAUGCAGAGACACGGGUUGCUGUUCAGACUGACAGACAAGAACUGGAAGAGGCACUAAGGGAGAACUGCGCACAGCUGGGAGACUGUUUCAGCAGGGGCAGCCACAGGCACUGUCAUCUGGCUUUGCCUUACUACAGAAUGUCUGGUCUGUCAGUCAGUGAGGUCUUGGCCAGGAACCGCCCUCUGCCCACCAGCCCACACUCCUACGGCCCAGGCUUCUUGUUUUACCUGAAGCAUUACCUUUUAGAAGAGACAGAACAGCAUCUCAGCCAGGAAGCAGCGGAUGAGCUCAUUGACAUUUUCAGCCAAUCAGAACCUUCACAGCUCAUCAGCGCGUGCGCCAGCCCGAUCAUGAUAAAUGUCAAUCCCGCUCGGACGCUCCAAAUCUUGCAACAUGUAGAGGACACCGCAGGCGUUUCUGUUGCACUGACAAUCACCAUGGCAACCAUGCUGCUGCGCUUGGACAAUCUGCCACAGUACACACAGCUGAUGGAGAGACACGCUGAGAUGGUGUUGGUAUAUGGCUUCAUCGAGGAGCCAAGGCUUUUGCUGCAUGGGGGAGACACCCACAUUUGUCCCACCGCCUUGACGCAGCAGAUGGUCAAGUCCCAGCCUGGCCUGCUCGUGGCUGCCAUGGUGGCUCUGCAUGAGAACAACAAAGUCUACCUUGAACAGGUGGACUAUAUGUUUAAGGUGCUAGGUUGUGAAAACAGUUUACAGGUGGAUUUCUGGGAAGCGAUGCUCAUGGCCUCAUCACAGGAAGCUGUCAUACAGGAGCUUCUGUUCCGACUGUCUUCCGUCUACAUAGACCGGCUGAUGCACACAAAUUCAGACACGCUUCUGCACAAACAUCCAGCACGCAGGUCACUGAAAAGCGCUGAUGACCUGAUAAAUUCCUGCGCUCAUUACGGUGCCUUGUAUCCGUGGCUCACUGUUCUCAGUCCACCUCACACGACCAGCUCCCCCCACCUGGAGGCGUUACACAAAAUGCAGUCACUCCUCUGUGGUCCGUCCCUGUCUGUGGGCUCAGUCACGCCUUUGUUUGAAAGUAUGUCGGAAAAGACAUUAUGGGGCUUCAGCCUGCACCUUCUCUGUGCCACCAGAAGGGGGCAGUACGAUCGCAGCAUCGAACAGCUUCUGGACAGAUGCCCGCAGGCUAUUAUUGCCUAUGCCAAUCACCACUUACAGGAUGCAUACAUGGCCUUGUGGUGGCAAAAGCUGCUCCCAGAACUGUGUAGCCGGACAAGAGCUGCGACAGACAACAGCAUCCUGUUGGCUGCUCUCAAAGAAACACUGGUUGUGGUUGCCACGGAGACAAGUCCUGCAGAGUUCCUGGAGCUGGUACCUGAUGACGGCACAGCCUCGUACUUUUUACCUCACUUGUUGACAUGUAGCCAGAGACACCUACUGGCCUAAUACACACACAUACACACACACACACACACACACACACACACCCUAGCCCUUUGGUCAUCUACUCAAGUCAUAUACAAGGUGUCCCUAAAAUGUGUAUACACCCUUUAGGAGCUGAUAUUAGGGGUUUCUCUCAAGAGCUUGAGAUUAAAACAUGACAAGAAAACACUGUCUCGUGGGCACUAGGUCUCAGACAAUAACUAAUUACUCACACAGUAACUGAACUUGAUCAUUUUCUCGGUUUCAAUAUGUUGCCGUGUGCAUGCAUGUCUGUUUUCCCGCCUCCAAACAGGCAGGAAGAGGGUUCAGUCUGCAUUGGUUUCAGCACCUUGGCGCAUUGGCGAACAACGGCAUGAACGGAGUGAGCCUUUUUGUCAGUCAUACAGUCUCUUUGUCUCGGUGGGUGGAGGCGGGGUCACUAGCAUACACAGAACAGUGUAACGUAGAAAUAAAAUGAUAAGAUUGCAAUAUAUUGUCAUAUUUUUUUUCAUUGUACUUUUCUUAAAAGUAAUGUAGUCAUGUAUCGUCUCGUCUCGUGAACUAAUAUAUAUAUAUACUAAUAUAUAAACUAAUAUAUAUGUAUAGAUAUAUAUGUGUGUGUGUAUAUAUGUAUAUAUAUAUAUAUAUAUAUAUAUAUAUGUAUAUGUAUGUAUGUAUGUAUGUAUGUAUUUGUACACACAAUGUGUGACUCUACUGUUACUCAGCUGACCAGAAAGUAUGAACAGGAUAUACAGGAAAUACGAGAACAGCCUUAAUUAAGAAGUAUAGCUUAAUAGUAUAGCUGUGCACCAAAACAAAGAAGGCAGUAGACCAUAUUACGAAGUAUAUUAGACUUAUUUGUUGAUUUAUUUUUCUGUUUGAAAUUUAAUAAAUCUAAAUUUUGUUUUUGUGCGUUACAUGUGCAUUAUGAUAUGAA